This is a messenger RNA of Dentiscutata erythropus, 969 nucleotides long. Lineage: Eukaryota; Fungi; Glomeromycota; Glomeromycetes; Diversisporales; Gigasporaceae. The record is from the annotation of a GenBank genome assembly.
AUGCUCUUUAUAGAUGUACCUACUACAGUUUACGGUACUUUGAAUGUUAAUUCACGCGACGAGUCUCAUAAUAAAGAACGAUCGACAUGUAUAAAUAAUCUUAUUAUGAACGAAGACAAUCAAAAAAGGCAAAUUAGACCACCAAGUUGUCAACCUGCAAAUGCCGAACAAUAUUCCUAUUAUUCCCUGCGACAGUUGGGAUUGUGUCCUCAAUGUUGUGAAAGUCCUCAGUGCUGUGAAAGUCAACAAUGUCCAGAACAACCUAAAUGCAAGGGAAAGACGCCUAAAUGCAAAGGAAAGGGCAAAGGAAAGGAACCUAAAGGCAAAGGAAAGGGCAAAGGAAAGGAGCCUAAAGGCAAAGGAAAGGCGCCUAAAGGCAAAGGAAAGGCGCCUAAAGGCAAAGGAAAGGCGCCUAAAGAACAACCAAUCAGCGUAUCAGCAUCUGGAAAGGCCAUAAUCAGCAAUCCACCUUGUAAAAAUGUUUGCCAGCCUUCAGGUGAUGUCCGUCGACGAGAUGAGCGUAUACAAUCAAAGCGAUCAGAAAAUGUUUUAUGUCCCAACAACGUUCCCCUUAUUCCAUGUACCGGUAUAUGUGGGGUUGAACAACCAUCACCACCUGAGAUCUUUAUAAUACCUCAAUGUUGUGAAAGUCAAGAACCACCUAAGUGUGAAGAAAAGGGUAAAGGAAAGGGUAAAGGAAAGGGCAAAGGAAAGGGUAAAGGAAAGGGCAAAGGAAAGGGUAAAGGAAAGGGUAAAGGAAAGGGCAAAGGAAAGGGCAAAGGAAAAGGUGAAGGAAAUGGUGAAGGAAAUGGUGAAGGAAAGGGUAAAGGAAAUGGUGAAGGAAAUGAGAAAGCACCUAGUGAGCAACCAAUCAGCGUAUCAGCUUCUGGAAAGGCUACUAUCGGUCCCGAGCAACAACCUAAAGGGAAGACACCUAAUCAUAAUAAUACCCGCCAACCUUGUAAUAAU